Molecule: messenger RNA, 2263 nt
Organism: Sycon ciliatum
Lineage: Eukaryota; Metazoa; Porifera; Calcarea; Leucosolenida; Sycettidae
Exons: 3
Coding region: 86-1687 (533 amino acids)
Source: RefSeq, a predicted model, not a curated record
CUAAUAAAAUAGUAGUCAGUUUGUGUUUUGCUACAUUCUACGUCGUCGAGCUUACUGCAACGCAAGUCCUCGUAUUGUUGACAGAAUGACGUCCACGGCAACCGUCUCAGCUGGGCGGGCAUCCAAUGAAAUCGGAUUGGUCUGCGAGUCAGAAUUCAGACAGUAUCCAUGGUAUCAUCAGUACUCUGGCGAGGAGAAAACUUGGGUGGUGGUCAGCGUUCAAGCGCCUCGGUGCCAGGAGGAUGAAGACAACAAAAUCAGUGGGACGUUUCGGGCACCGCUGGAGUUAGUCGCCGUGAUUGAUAUAAGUACUGGCAUGGGGAGGCGAGAUAAACUUGACAUGGUGAAGGAAACUAUGCACUUCGUCAUCCGACAAUUGAAUGAACACGACAAGCUGGGGAUCGUGGUUUACGACGAGGAAGUGACAUCAACUGGUUCACUCUGGAGGAUGGAUGCGAGCGGGAAAGCCGAAGCAACCUCUCUCAUUGAGCUCUUGCAUACAAAAAUAGGCACAAAUAUAUGUGGAGGACUUGUGGAAGGGUUGGCCAUAAUUGAAAAUCUGCAGAAAGAAAAUUCCAGUGGAGAGACAAAUGCCGAAAAGAAGAAGAAAUCUGUGUCGUCUAUUCUUCUGAUGACGGAUGGUGAGGUCGAUGCGGGCUACAUCUCAGAGCAAGGAAUAAUGUCUUGCUUAACACAGCGAGGCCGCCGUGGCUUGUAUCCUUCUGGCAACUACCGUGCUCAUAACAUUUUCACGGCUCCAACACCAGAACAGACAGUACCACCUCCAUCUCCACCAUCACCAGAACCGACAGUACCACUUCCAUCUCCACCAUCACCACAACACUGCCCAUCACAACUGCCAACUCUAUCACCAGCAGCAUUAAAUCCACCACUACAACCAUCUCCACAGGUAGCGUCGGCACCAGCAACAACACCUGUAGUAGCCUCUACAAUAGCUAAUUCUACUGAACUUAGUGACAUUGUGGCUGCAAGUAUUUACACCUUUAGCUUUGGUGCUGAUAACAAUGCCGAGUUGUUGCAAGCAGUGAGUAAGGCUGGUAAUGGAAUGUACUACUACAUUGACUCUUCGGAGAAGAUUCCAGAGUCAUUUGCCGACUGCUUGGGUGGAUUGCUUAGCACAGUUGUGCGUUAUAUAUCCCUGGAAGUCUCGGCUGAGAACAAUUGUAACAUAAUCGCAGCUUAUGCGGGCCGAAGUACCCAAUCAAGUGGUAGUGGUGUUGCUAUUACAUUGCCACUGGCAGAUAUCCAGUCAGAAGAAUGCCGCGACUGUGUGUUCUGCUUGGAUCAGCCUGAUGUACCCAAUGAGCUUGAUGAGUUUACUAUUCUCAAGGCUAAGCUGACCUGCUUCAAUGUCAUCACAAGUAUGCUGGAGAUGAAGGAAGCGUCCCUGGAAGUACGCAGAGUCAAGCAACUUCAAGCUGGUCUCCAACCCAACCUGCAAGUUAACGAUCACUAUAACCGCAUCACAUCAGCUAAGGCCCUUAAAAGAGCUCUCUCAUGGGCAGACAAAGGAGAUAUUCCUAUGGCAAUAAACCGGCUGGAUAGGGCGCAAAGAAUCAUAGUCCGAAAGAAUGAAUUCGCCGCUUACCCACUUUCAGGAGAGCUGGAGCAUGACGGAACCAAGCAAGGUUAUGACGAGGACAGCAUAUCCCUCCCUUCAAUAUGAUGCCGGUCUGAUCAGAUGCUCAGCGUUGGCAGUAGGGCUGAUCAAGUUCCACCGCCAAUGACAUACAUGCUCCAACCUUACCAACCAGGCUGUCUAGCGGUGCGCAUCUGUUACUGUCUCAGUGUAUGUGUAAGUCUUUUGGAGGUUUCGUUAAAAAAUAAAAAAGCAUUUCGAGGACGGAUCGCUCACAAAUAAUCUACAAAGUAUAUUGUUCUGUAAUGUUCCGUAUUGUUCUGUAUUGUUUUGUGUUGUUUUGAUUAUUUAGGAAAAUGGAUUGUCUAUUCCCUCAAAUGAAUGACCUUUACCCAGGCACCUCAGAUGUGGGGUGUCUCUCAAACAAACCCCUUCAGCUCGCUUUACACUGCACUUAUUUGUGGCGUUAUUGUUUUGUCCCGUCGUUUCCGAGGCCGUAAGAGACACAAUGAAUGCAUGUUGUGCUUACAUAUACAUGUCCCAUUCCGCGCUGCAGCCCAUAGGCAUAGAGAUAACGUACUGUAGGCUGUACGUGAACAGUUAUGAACAAAUAAUCGUUGUUUGAAUUCAGAGAUCCCCACAAGUACACUGGAGUGGAAUGCA